UUCCGUUUGUUAAACACUAGGUCUACAUAAUAAAAAAGAUAAAUAACUGCAACUGCAUGCGUUGUGACUUACGAAAUACAAACAAUUGAACUGUACUAAAUACAUAGAGUCUACAUCUAAUUAUCAUAAUGGAGGCAAGACUUCCCCAGAAAAAAUUCUACCGGCAGAGGGCUCACUGUAAUCCAAAUUCAGAUCACAAUUUGGAUUAUCCAGUGCGACCUGAAUUGAUGGAUUGGUCUCGUCUGUAUCCUGAACAUUUCCCACAGUUGGAGGAUAAAAUAGUAAAUGGGGAUGCAGUAGAUCACUUACCUAAACAAGUUGAGUUUGCUGAUGUAGGCUGCGGCUAUGGAGGAUUAUUAGUUGCCUUAUCUCCCUUGUUCCCCCAAACCCUUAUGCUGGGGAUGGAAAUAAGGGUCAAGGUCUGUGAAUAUGUCCAGAAGAGGAUAGAAGCAUUACGCCUUCAACACCCUGGCCAGUAUGACAACAUAGCCUGCCUGAGAUCCAACGCCAUGAAAUAUUUGCCAAAUUAUUUCAAAAAAGGACAGUUGACCAAGAUGUUCUUCCUCUUUCCUGAUCCACACUUCAAAAAAGCCAAACACAAGUGGAGGAUUGUCAAUCAAACUUUACUGGCUGAAUAUGCUUAUGUUCUCAGAGAUGGGGGUUUAGUCUAUACCAUCACUGAUGUGAAAGAUCUACAUGACUGGAUGGUUGACCACUUUACAAAUUUUCCUUUAUUCAGUCGAGUGGAAGAGAAUGAGUUGAGUGAUGACACAGUAGUCGAUAAAAUCUACAACAGUACAGAAGAAGGUCAAAAGGUCACAAGGAAUAAAGGACAGAAAUGGCUGGCUGUGUUUAGAAAGAUUCCUUACAUACCACAGUCUUGAUGGUAGCCUUAUAUAAUCUUGUUUGUAAGUCUGGGUAGUGACUGUGUUGGCUGGCUGUGUUUAAAAAUGUUCCUUAUGUACCACAGUCUUAUUGUGUAUGUCUGGGUAUGUGUGUGCUGACAUGUUAAGUGUAACAUCACAUUUUAAGAUUGUAAAUAUGAAUCAAAUCAAUACAAAACAUAUGAUACUGAAAGUUUAUUUUGUUUCUAUGAGAAAGAGAGAGAGAGAGAGCAUACAUGUGGAAUGACAGUCACAUUCAUUGUUAUACCCAAACAAACAAACAAAAGUGUGCCAUUGCAUAACAGAAACUAUUGCAGCUUUCAUUGGAGUUGAUCAGCACACACAGAUAUAUACAUAUACAUUGGUUGAAACAGACCAGAAAGUCCAAAUACUUCCAACUGUAAAAGCAAACUAGUCUAGCAUCGCCAAGUUUCAGUGUUGAAUUCAAAUGUUGAACAAAUCCAAAGUACACAGUUCAAAAUGUUUAUUUUAAAACAAGGAAUACAAAAUUUAAAGUCAAUACAAUAGUCAAAUUAUAUACUGGUAAAUAUAUCAUAUAUGUGUGGCCUAAAGCAAAACUAGAUCUGUGUUGACUAUGCCUAUCAAUAAUACAAGGCUAAUUGUAACACAUAAAAUGAAAAGGUAAAAAAAAUAAAUUAAAAAAAAACAAGCUGCAGAAAACAAUGUUGAGCCAAUAUAAUUUUCUAGGUACAGCAGGAAUUGAAUACAGCCUUAGUUUGAAUUGACCACAGCUAAAUAACACAAAACUAGAAUUGAAUAAAGCUUUAGUUUGAAUUGACCACAGCUAAAUAACACAAAACGAAUACAGCUUUAGUUUGAAUUGACCACAGCUAAAUAACACAAAACGAAUACAGCUUUAGUUUGAAUUGACCACAGCUAAAUAACAUAAAACACAUCAUCUCACCCAACUGGACAUAUGUAGCUGUGGUAUUGCGAGACAAAAACUAGUCACAUGGAAAUGUUCAAUUAAGACUUGCUAGUCUCAGUCCCUUUUAUUUCAUUAACAUUUUUUUUUUCAAGCUUUGAUUCAAAGGGAAGAAAAACAAAGGGCCAGAAUUGAAAAUGCUUAGAAAUAAGACACAAAAACUCUCCAAAAUCAUUGGGCAGGUGUUGUCAAGCUGUGUCACUUUUUACUUUGGUGGAUCUUGAGCUUGAAGCACAUGCCAAUCUUGUGCUUGAAGCACAUGCCAAUCUUGUGCUUGAAGCACAUGCCAAUCUUGAGCUUGAAGCACAUGCCAAUCUUGUGCUUGAAGCACAUGCCAAUCUUGUGCUUGAAGCACAUGCCAAUCUUGUGCUUGAAGCACAUGCCAAAUGUGUCCCAACACCAAACAGCCAUGUGCUCAAACACAAAUACAUUGGUCAUUAAAAAAAGGGGGGGAGGGGGAGGAUGUGUGGAAAUGUGCCACUGGCAAACUGAAUGCACAGGGUUCAAAUCUUAAUACCUUAACUCAGUGUGAGCAUUUCAGUGUUCCACCAGUUUUCCUGGAAACAUUUUGUUUUGAAUUUGAAAUACCAGUCCACACACACACACACACUAGGACCACACUUUUUGUAACAAAAGGAGAUAUAACUUUUUGGCUGAUAAUGAUAAAACAAUGGUAGCAGCUAAGUGCUAAUAAAAAAAAAAAACACAAUGACAAGAAAAUGCAGCUAC
Biomphalaria glabrata is the source of this 2559-nucleotide messenger RNA. Its product is annotated as tRNA (guanine-N(7)-)-methyltransferase-like. NCBI's taxonomy places the organism in Eukaryota, Metazoa, Mollusca, Gastropoda, Planorbidae. Gene Ontology annotation, cellular component: tRNA methyltransferase complex. The coding region runs from base 129 to 884 and encodes 251 amino acids. The transcript has 7 exons. Gene Ontology annotation, molecular function: tRNA (guanine(46)-N7)-methyltransferase activity. The record is from RefSeq and is a predicted model, not a curated record. Gene Ontology annotation, biological process: tRNA methylation; RNA (guanine-N7)-methylation.